UGACUGUGGUGUACUCUGAAAGUGACGAGGAAGAUGGUGAGGUGGCCAUGGAGGAGGAGGAAAAGGAGGAGGAAGAAGAUGAAGAAGAGAAAGAGGAGGAGGAAGGGGAGGAGGAGGAGAGACAAAAAGAAAAAAUAAAGCAUGAACAAGAACAACACGGAUAUAACAACAACAACAACAACAACACACACAUCCCACAACCCCAAGCCCUUAUCUCGAGUCCUGCCGUUCCUCCCAUCCCCCCCGCAGGACUCUACAUCCUGCAGGACCCCCUCUACAGCACCCUGAGGGACCUUUGGGAACACCACAUCCCCGUGCAGGAGGUCACCAGCGAGGACCUGAAAGAUCUCAAUAUAUCGAAGGACUCUUUGCAGGAUCUCUCUUUGAGACGCAUUGGGGAUGCAGACUCGACCCUUAGCUCUCCUGGGGCAUAUUCUACGUUCCCUGGUCCCCCGUGGCUCCCUAUGAGGUGAAUCUACCCAUAGGAACCCUUGGUGAUGAAGGAUACCUGCAGGAUAUCACCUUGAAGGAUCUCUACACGUCUCUAGGAAGCUACAAUCACACAUACACCGUUGACGAGUUACUUCAGGCGUCCUCCAGUGCUGCUAUGAGUCCUGCAGUGAAGGAUCUCCCCCUGAUGGACCCCAUAGGAUCUUCCCAGGCAGAGAACAGCGUGGUGAGAGUGACGCCCUUUCCCUUCGUGGUGAACAGAGACGGCACAGGGAACUUACUCCUUCAGAAUCCUUACGACCAGCAGUACGUGGUGUUGGGGAUACGGCCCGCCCCUGCAGAUCCUUCGCCCAUCACGCCCACGCAGACCCAGACGCAGGACUCCCACUACAAGACGAUAAGGAUACGGCUGCUGGAUGGCGGGGAGGCACUGGAUGACGGGGAGGCACAGACACCACAGCAAACACCACAGCAAACACCACAGCAGCCUGUCUUCACACUGCACACACCACACCAUCCCACACACACCGAAUACACCACUAUCACACUCCAGGCACCACAGCGCACACCACAGCACACGCCACAACAGCCUAUCCUGACGCUACAGCCACCACAGCACAAGGAAAAGCCAAAUUACACCACUAUCAGGCUGCACGCGCCACAGCAGACCCCGCAGCAAGACGUGACUCUCAACACACAGCUUUUCUACACCCCAGGAAAACACAGCAACCCACAGCAUCCUUCGGGACCAUCGCAGCACUCCUCGGUCCCUUCACAGCAAUCUCUAGAGAACUCACAGCAUUCUCAGGUCCAUUCACAGCACGUAGGACUUUCACAGCAUCAUUCAGGACCUUCACAGCAUCUUUCAGGAGCCACACAACAUCAUUCUGGGCCACCACAGCAUCUAGUUCCCCCACAGUAUGCUUCAGGACACUCACAGCACAGCCACACUCCUCCCCCUCGUCCUGCUCCCUCUCAUCCUCCCCACCGCAGCCUCAGACCCACCCAGGCCAUGUCCUUCUUCCCCAUAUCCUCCAGCCUCCCCGCCAUCUCCCUAGGAAGUCCUCAGCUCGCCCACAAGAGGUUCGCCACCCACCUGAAUCCUUCGGAAUCCACGGGCGGCGUCCAGAAUGGCGAGGAACUACAUACUUCCUUCGCUGUCAUCCACGAAGGAUCGCCGCAGUUCACGCAGGAUAUGGAAGGCAUAUCCUACGCAGGCCAAAGUGACUUUACAGGACCCGUGUCAGGCAUCGCGGUGCCCCAAGGCGAGGAGUCCUACAGCGGAGCCCUCGGUGAGAACACGAAGGGCGGGAACAAAGGCGGCGGCAAGGGGGCAAUAUUGCACGGGGUGCUUCGAGGCCUGAAGGGUCAGAUGAACAAAGGACUCCACAGCAUCCGCGGCCAGGUCAGCAAGGGACUGCAGGGACUCCUGAAGCAGGGCGGCAUCAAGGACCUGCGGGACAAGCUGCAGGAAGGUGAACUGUCCAGCCUGAUGAGCAGCAGCGUGCAGAAGGUCACCAACAAGCUCAACAGACUGGUGGGACCCUGGCACAACCAGAUGGAGACGUCCUUCACGUCCACCAUGGACGACCUGCGGGACUUCUACGACACGAUGCUUCCCGGAGACUACUUCGAAAAGGUCCUCACGGUGCUGGCCCUCAUCGCCUUCAUCGCCUUCGUGCACGUCCGGGUGUCACUCAUGGUCUCGUCUCUCUCGCAGUCCUCGGUGACCAUCGGCCUGCUCAGACACGUGCAGGACCUGCUGGCCACCUGGCGGGAGGACGAAAGGUUCUCAGGAGUGUUUGAGUUCGCCGCCAGCGUGCACGAGGCUAUCGAGGACUGGACGCAGGCUCAGCUGGACUCCUCAGCCUCUAUGCCCUCCAAGUCACUGCUCCACUCCUUCACCAGCUUCCUCUCACCGCGGGGCGAGGUGGCGGACAGUGACGAGGGCAGUGACAAGGACAGUGAGGGCAGUAAUGACAGCACUAGCUUCUUCGACCAAAUGUUCUUCAAGAAAGCCUUGUUCCUGGACACUGACCACGAGAACAGCGCAUCACCCAACACCAACACCACCACCACCACCACCACCUUCACCAACCAUUCCUCCUUCCACUACGAGGCACUGCACGCCCCCACAGACACACACUACGCCUUGGGGAACAUGGCGGGGGCGCUGCUUGGCGAGGUGGAGGGCCUGGCUCGCUUGGGUGUGUCUCUGGUGAACGCCGCCCUUCACUUGAGUCCCCACACCUGGUCCCCGUCAGGCGCCUCGUGUCUGCAGCGCCCCCUGUGUGACCUCAACCAGCAGAGCGACCAGAUGGGAGGACUCGCUGCCUUUGUCUUCCCCAUUGCCAGUACUGCAGUGUCCUGGAUGGUGCGCCCCCCGAAGGAUUCCCUGGACCUACUGGAGACUCUACGCCCCCUGUGGCUCUCAGGGAAGCACCAGCUGGGGGAGGGAUGCCAGCAGAUUCACACCUGCCCCGCCCCUCGCACCUGAGCACACCUGUCAUUAGCAAAGCCUGACGUUACCUUGCAUAUUCCGGGUCAUGUUUCAUUAGUGGCAGGAUUGAUAGGAUAAAUGUAGGAUAGGAUGUUGACUGACAGAUAGAUAGGCAGAUAGACUAAUAGAUAGAUAUAUUGGUGGAUAGACAGACAGAUGGACAAGUAGAUUAGACAGAUAGAUAAAGACACAGAGACAGAUAACUGAACAGACAAACA
Molecule: messenger RNA, 3168 nt
Organism: Portunus trituberculatus (swimming crab)
Lineage: Eukaryota; Metazoa; Arthropoda; Malacostraca; Decapoda; Portunidae
Exons: 2
Coding region: 608-2947 (779 amino acids)
Source: RefSeq, a predicted model, not a curated record